Messenger RNA from Nezara viridula (southern green stink bug), 3105 nucleotides. Lineage: Eukaryota; Metazoa; Arthropoda; Insecta; Hemiptera; Pentatomidae. The record is from the annotation of a GenBank genome assembly.
CCCCAGUCUUCGUUCGCGGCUGAUCCAGUGUGUACUCCGGUGUACAGUGUACGGUGCCUACGUCGUUCCCGCUCAAUAACAAAAAAAUCCUGAGCUAUGGGCUGGUGGAAUGGAGAACCCACCGGACCAACUCUGUACUCGGUGCCCAACAGGACCUCGGUGACGGGGGAUGUGCCUUCAAUAGCAGCCUGUUUCGUUUUCGUUACCCUCUAUGUCGCCUUUCUCAUCAUAUUUCCAGGAGUGAGAAAAGAGAGGCUAACCACCUUCACAACCGUCACUCUAAGCCUGUUUGUCGGUAACGUUAUAAUGGUGUGCAAGAUGGGAUCGAGCUGGCACGUAGCUCGAACGAGAGUUGUAAGUUCCUACAGUGCUUUCUCGAAGGAUCUAGUACCCGCCGAAUUGGGAGCCUACAUUGGCUUGGCCCACGUCAACAUAACCCUUAUAGGUGAGAACAACAGCGGAAUCAACUUCAACGAGAGGUUCACGUGGCGAGGGUCAGGUGAGAUGGGCGCCAGCUACAGGGCAGGCUUGGAGCGAGGGCUGCCCUUCCCAAUACUCACCGUGGCGGAGUACUUCACCCUCGGCCAGGAGGGCUUCACCUGGGGUGGCAACUACAGGCAUGCCGGUUACUAUGCCUCCGUUUUCCUUUGGGCCGCCUUCGCUUGUUGGCUGUUGAGCAACCUCCUUUUGCUAGUGGUACCGAGAUAUGGAGCGGGUGCUAUGGCACUCACUGGGUGCCUCAUGCUGGCCUCCACACUCACCUACCACUGCCUACUUCCGGGCAACCCGUUGCAUGUCCGUUUUGAAGAGAGGCAUUUAACAUUUAAGUUCGGCUGGUGUUUCUGGCUUGUCGUAUUCUCAGGUGCACUAUGCUUACUCACUGGAUUAGUGAUUCUAGCCAUAGACUUCAUAUAUCCAAAUAGGUUCAGCACUAUUCUCGAAGUCGACUACGACACUCCGUAUGACAGACAUGUUAUUAUAGAGGAAAGUCACCACAAGAGGAGAGCAGGAAAAGGUUUGGAAGAACCCCCUGGUUUGGGUCGAAGAAUAUUAAGGAGAUUAUCAUCUAAAAAAGAAGAAACUGAGGGAAGAGCGAAUGCUGGUUUUGAAAUGGAUGUACCAAAAUCACCUUGGAACUAUCCACUGCACAGGCCAGCAAUGCCAUUCAGACGUCAGGAUUCGGCAUCCAGUGCUGCUUCCAGUAUAGAACCUCCACCACAGUUGGGCCGACAGCCAUUCCAGAGUUUUCGACAACCAAUUGCUGUCGAACUACAAGGUAAAGGCUGGUGAUUUUAUCUCAACUAAAGAGAUGCUGUAAAACAAUUCUUGAACAGAUAAAUUCCCUUAAACAAGUCUUUAUGUUAAAAUAUUUUCUUUGUAUAUAAAUUGUAAAUUUUUAUUAAGGGGAUUGUACCUGAUUUUGAUUAAAAAUGUCUUCUCUUAAUUUUUAAAAUGUUUUUAUAUUUAUGCCAUUGAUUAUUUAUAAAAUUCUUGACUUAUUUUAAUCAAAAUCUUAUAAUUAAUGGAGGCAAAUUGAAUAUUAGAAAAUUUGCUCAAGAAAUGUGUAUAAGAAGGAGCUUGUAAAAUAAAUUAAUAAACUAGUAAAUUAUUACAAUAAUUUUGAGACGUAUUAUUAGUGUAAUUCUUGUAAUUAUUUAUAUUGUGUUUUUUAACUGUGCGUAUUUGAUACCCACAAAAUGUGAUUAUGUAAUUCCUCAGAUUAGUUUUUAAUGGUUUUAAUAUAGUUUUGUAUCAUAAUUUUUCUAUCUCAUAUUAUACUAAUUAUCACUUUAUUAUAGUGUGUAACUGACAUUCAACUGGUAUGUUAAUUGUUAAGUUAUAAACAGUCAGUUCUGAAAAUGUAUAUGUUUUUUACAAUUUUAGGCCAAUGUGAAAAUAAAUUUAUUCAUAUGCUAUUGUAUAUUAUUGGCUCUUUAUUUUUAAUUUUAUUUCCAUGACAGUUGUUAGUACGUAUAAAUGAGUAAACAAAUAUUUUGGUUAGAGAAACUACAUAAAUAUAAAAUUUUAAGAAUUGUGAUAUAUAUAUUUUGUUAUUUAGUUAAUUUAUGGAACAAUGAUCUAAGGCACAUUUUAUGUUUAUUUGACAAAGAGGAAAAAUAAUAUUGCAUAUCUGGCUAAUAUUUAUAUUAUUUUUGUGAAUGCCGGUAAGAAGAUAUUUGGAGAACUGAGUGUAUCGUAAUUAACAGAAGCCAUAACAAAUCUUGUUUCAUCAAUAAGCAAAUAUUGAUCAAAAUGUAUUUUAGACCAUUAUAUGCAGUUAUAAUAUAAUAAUAUUUGUCAUUUUCAAAGAAAUUUGUUAUUUUAACAGUUUGUGUAACUGAAGAAUUAUCAUUAUUGUUUAUAUAAUUAAAGUCUUUUUUAAGAUAGAAGCAAAUAUAAUUUGAUAAAUAUUUACUUAAAGUCUUUUACAGUUAUUUCAUAUUUACAUUUUUUUUUUUUUAAUCAACAGAGGUGAUGUAAGAAAAUUACAAUUAAAAAAUUUAAAAUAUUCAUUUAUUCCUCAUUCCCUUAUUCUAUUUAAAUGUAUAAUUACCUAAUUACUUUUUAGAUUCCUUAGAACAAGAUUGUUUUUGCUCUUUAAAGAUUUAUUUUAAUUAGAAAUAAAUAAUAGGAGAUUCCAGACUAUUUUCAUGAUUUCUAAAACAAAAAUCAAUGUGUUUUAUUUUGUUAUAUGAAAAGUUUAUUGCAUUUUUGUUAUAGUGCUAAUUACUCAAAUUCAUGAAAAAAAUAAAAAUGUAACAGUUGACUCACAAGGCAUAAGAACACAAUCCAGUAAAGUAAUAUAUACAUACCUAUUCUAUAGAGAUUUUUCAACCAGCUUACAUCAACCUCUGACAUUUGUUUAUAUUUAUUGAUUUAAUAUUUUAAUUAAUACAAUUAUUCAAUUUGUACAAACAUGUACGUUUAAAAUAUCCUUAAACUAUUGUGAUUAAGAGAUUUGUAGAUAAUAACCCAAAAUAAUAAAAAAUACGAGGAAUGUCAAUAUAUUUCUGUUUCUACUAUUGAUCAUUUCACCAUUAAAAAUGGUUUAAUACACAUAAACACACAUGGGAGUGUGUAUUAAACUCUGUACAUACAACAAUC